Messenger RNA from Taeniopygia guttata (zebra finch), 8434 nucleotides. The record is from RefSeq and is a predicted model, not a curated record. Lineage: Eukaryota; Metazoa; Chordata; Aves; Passeriformes; Estrildidae.
GCCGGCGGGGAGGAGAUGCUGCUCCGCGCUCCCAGCGCAGCCCUGCGCGGCCGCUCCGGGCGGAGCUCCGCGCUGCUCGGCUCCGUCGCCGCCCUGCGACCGCGGACGGCGGCUCCGGAGCGGCGGUAACAUGCAUGUGUCACUAGCAGAGGCUCUGGAGGUUCGGGGGGGACCAUUGCAAGAAGAGGAAAUAUGGGCUAUUUUGAAUCAAAGUGCAGAGAGCCUUCAGGAACUAUUCAGAAAAGCUGAUCCUACUGCUCUGGGAUUCAUCAUUUCUCCAUGGUCUCUCCUGUUGCUUCCAUCUGGCAGUGUGUCAUUUACUGAUGAAAAUGUGUCCCAACAAGACCUGCGAGCGUUCACAGCACCAGAGGUUCUGCAGAACUACUCGCUGUCAUCCCUGUCAGAUUUUGAAAAGGUCCACAUCUAUUCUCUUGGUAUGGCACUCUUUUGGGGAGCUGACCACGAAGUACCUCAAAGUCAGCCUAUCAAGCUUGGAGACCAUCUCAACAGCAUCCUCCUGGGCAUGUGUGAAGAUGUCAUUUACGCCCGUGUGUCUGUGAGGACUGUUCUGGAUGCCUGCAGUGCCCACAUAAGGAACAGCAACUGUGCCCCUUCUUUCUCCUAUGUGAAGCAGUUGGUCAGACUGGUUCUGGGAAGCUUGUCUGGGAUGGAUCAGCUGUCUUGUAAUGGAGAUAGAAAAUUGCAGCCAGACAGGAGCCAGGCUAUUCGGGAGAGACUGAGGGGAAAAGGGCUUCCCACAGGAAAAACAUUGACGGUUGAUGCCCCUGAUGGACCCAGAGCUCACUUCUCUCGACAGACCACCCUUAACAAAGGACUUAGCAAGUCUAUGGGAUUUCUGUCCAUUAGAGGAACACGAGAUGAGGAAGAAUUUUUCCAGGGCAUUUCUGCAGAUUACUGUUCGGGUCAGGAAGAUGUUUUCUGUCCUCAUAGGUGUAAAACCAGUGAGCUUCAGAAAAAAGGUCACCUUCACACAGAUGUCCCUCCCAAACGGAAAAUAUGGGCUUCUUCCACAGAUUUGCUUUGCACUACUGACAAGGCAGCUGAGAGGGACCAUGCUGGAGGCCCUCACAGGCACAGCCAUCAGUGUGAAACAUUUACAGUACGGACUUCUACUACCGCCAGGAACAAGGAAGAAAGAUAUUCUGACGGGAGCAUAGCACUGGAUGUCUUUGGACCACAAAAACUGGACCAAACACGCCACAUUCCUGAGACAUCAACUUCUGCAGCAAUAUCAAGUGCCUUUGACAGGAUAAGAGAGAGACAGAAGAAGUUGCAGCUUCUGAGGGAAGCUAUGAAUGUAGAAGAGCCUUUGAGAAGGUACAAAUCUUAUCACAGCGAUGUUUAUAGUACUUCAAGUGAAAGUCCAUCUGUUAUUUCUUCAGAACCAGAUUUCAGGCAAGUGAGAAGAAAUGAAGCUUUCAAGAGAGAUGAUGCCAGUGGUGUGUUAUCGGGUGCUGAUGAUAUCUCCACAUCAAAUCAAGCUAAUUCUCAGAGAACAAGGCAGCAUGAAGCACCAUUUGAAGGCAAACUAAUAAGUCAAGAGGUGAUGCUGAAGCGGCAGGAAGAAGAAAUGAUGCAACUGCAAGCCAGGAUGGCUCUGAGGCAGUCCCGGCCUAACCUCUACCCUGGGGAUGCAUUUAGGUCCUCCAUGCUUGACAUCACCAGAGACCCACUGAGGGAAAUAGCCCUGGAAACAGCCAUGACACAAAGGAAACUGAGGAAUUUCUUUGGCCCAGAGUUUGUGAAAAUGACGAUUGAGCCAUUCAUCUCCUUGGAUCUACCAAAGUCUAUCUUGACUAAGAAAGGCAAGAGUGAUGACACCAGGCGAAAAGUAAAUGUGAUGCUUCUGAGUGGGCAGAAGUUGGAGCUGACCUGUGAUACCAAAACAAUAUGUAAAGAUGUCUUUGAUAUGGUUGUUGCCCAUAUUGGCUUGGUGGAGCAUCACUUCUUUGGAUUGGCUACUUUAAGAGACAAUGAGUUUUUCUUCGUGGAUCCUGACAUAAAGCUAAGUAAAGUAGCUCCAGAAGGAUGGAAAGAAGAACCAAAGAAGAAGAACAAGCCUCCUGUUAACUUCACUCUGUUUUUUCGCAUAAAGUUUUUUGUGGAUGAUGUCAGUCUCAUACAGCACACACUGACAUGUCACCAGUACUACCUGCAGUUGAGGAAGGACAUCCUAGAAGACAGGAUGCACUGUGAUGAUGAGACAGCCUUAUUAUUAGCAUCCCUAGCUCUCCAGGCUGAGUAUGGAGAUUACCAGGCAGAGGUGCACGGCUUGUCCUAUUUCAGACUAGAACACUAUGUCCCAGCAAGAGUGCUGGAGAAACUAGAUCUGUCCUACACCAAGGAAGAGCUGCCAAAACUGCACAGCACUUACGUGGGUGCCUCUGAAAAAGAGACAGAGUUAGAAUUUCUGAAGUUGUGUCAGAGGCUCACAGAAUACGGGGUUCACCUUCAUCAUGUGCUACCUGAGAAGAGAUCCCAAACAGGAAUCCUUCUGGGAGUGUGCUGCAAAGGAGUUGUCAUUUUUGAAGUGCACAAUGGUGCCCGUACACCUGUCCUGCACUUCCCAUGGAGAGAGACAAAGAAAAUAUCCUUUAGUAAGAAGAAAAUAACUUUGCAGAACACAUCAGAUGGCAUCAAGCAUUCCUUUCAGACUGACAAUAGUAAGACUUGCCAGUACCUUUUGCAUCUCUGCUCUUCCCAGCAUAAGUUCCAGCUACAAAUGAGAACCAGACAGAGCAACCAAGACACGCAGGACAUUGAAAGGGCUUCAUUUAGGAGCCUGAACCUUCAUGCAGACUCUGUGAAAGGCUUCAACAUGGGCCGAGCCAUCAGCACUGGCAGCCUGGCCAGCAGCACCCUGAACAGACUCGCUGUCCGACCCCUGUCUGUCCAAGCAGAGAUCCUGAAGAGAUUGUCCUGCUCUGAGCUCUCGCUCUUCCAGCCACUACCUGGCUCGGCAAGGGACAAGAAUGAGAAGAGUCCAUGGGAGGAAAGACCCAGAGUUAUGAGCAAGUCAUUUCAUGAUCUGAGUCAGAGUCACAUCUCUGUUUAUCCCUCGAAGAAAAAUGUUAUUACUGCUCUGGACUCUUCUCCCAAAAAAAUAGAAGAUAUAAUGGGAAGGGUCUUUCAGCAAAUGCCAAAAUUUGAUCCUGGAUCAGCAACGGGAGAAUUAAAGCCAAGCAAUUCAAAAUCUCAUGCAGGUUUAAGUAGAAGCCCUGAAAGAAAGAAAAAUGAAUCAGACUCAUCAUCCAUUGAAGAUACUGGUCAAGCCUAUGUUGUAGGUGUUAGCAUGAAUACUUCAGAAAAUCAUCUGUCAUCAGCAGCAUUAAAAGAGAGUGUUGACUCUCUUCAAACAACACAGAACAGAGUGGCCACACCAGAGAGAGAGAUCACUCUGGUGAAUUUGAAAAAGGAUAAAAAGUUUGGCUUAGGCUUUCAAAUAGUCGGUGGAGAGAAGACAGGGAAACUUGAUCUGGGAAUUUUUAUUCAUUCAGUUAUUCCUGGAGGGCCAGCUGAUUUGGAAGGGACUCUAAAACCAGGGCACCGCCUCAUAUCUAUAAACAGCACGAGUUUGGAAGGCGUCAGCCAGCACGCAGCGUUGGAAAUCCUGGAGAAUGCUCCUGAGGGCGUGACGCUAGUCAUCUCCCAGCCCAAGGACAAGCUGUCCAAAGCAUCAUCUAACACUGCUCAUACCAGCAAUGGAGCCAGGGGCUACUUGAGGAGGCCGUCCUCAGUGCAGGACAAUGAGGCAGAGUCCUCUUCAGAAGAGCACAGCCGGUGCCGUGGUCACCAGAGGCCCGCUUCGAGGAGCCUCUCUGGAUUGUCGGGAGGCAAGCAGGACGGAAGCGUGAGCUCCCAGGACUCCUGGACCGAGAGUGCCAGCCUGUCCCAGAGCCAGGCCGCCAGCUUCUUCGGCAAGCGUGCAAGUGGGAGAGCCCAGCAGGAUGCUCAGCACUGCAGCGAGUCCCAGGCCGGGGCCUCAAAAGCCAUCGAGAAGAGAAGAUCCUCAUCGGACAGUACUCGAGCAAAAAUGAAAAGGCCCGGGGUAGUGGAGCCCGUGGAAUAUUCUGACCGAGGGGAUUCCGACAUGGAUGAAGCAACUUACUCCGGCAGCCAGGAGCAGCAGCCAGCUAAAAAGGAUUCUUCCUCAUCAAAUACAGCAAACAAAGUGAAUUCUAAAAAAGUUUCUACAACGCUUCUUAAACCUGGAGAUAUCUUUGAGGUUGAACUAGCAAAAAAAGAUAACGGCUUGGGAAUAAGUGUCACGGGUGGUGUAAAUACUAGCAUAAGGCAUGGUGGUAUUUAUGUGAAAGCGAUUAUUCCCAAGGGAGCAGCUGAAGCAGAUGGCAGAAUAGAAAAAGGUGACCGUGUGCUCUCUGUCAAUGGGAUUAGUUUGGAAGGAGCUACCCAUAAGCAAGCUGUUGAAACACUGAGAAACACAGGCCAGGUGGUACACCUGCUGUUGGAAAAAGGUCAGCUUUCAGGGGCCAAGGCUCAUGCUCCAGUGACACCACAGUGCACGCUCCCAAGUCAGGUGGGGCAGUGUGAGCCACAGGAGAAGCCAGCGACAGAAUCUUCAAAUGCCAAAGAUUACAGCUUUGUCACUGCAGAGAACACAUUUGAGGUAAAACUCUUGAAGAACAGCUCAGGCCUCGGGUUCAGUUUUUGCCGUGAGGAUAACCUGACCCCAGAGCAGCUGGGAUCAACUAUUGUGAGGGUGAAGAAGCUCUUCCCUGGUCAGCCAGCCGCAGAGAGUGGGCAGAUAGAGAUCGGGGACGUCAUUCUCAAAGUGAACGGGGCAUCACUGAAGGGUCUGUCCCAGCAGGAAGUCAUCUCUGCUCUGAGGGGAACAUCUCCAGAAGUCUCUCUUCUCCUCUGCCGGCCACCAUCUGGAAUACUACCAGACAUCGAUCCUUCAUUGCUGACCCCCAUCCAUUCUCCCCAACAAGUUUUUCCAGAGGUCAGCAGAGAAGUUUCUGGUCCAUCAAACAGAGAACAAGGUGACAGCUCAGAUGAAAAUGAAACUACUGAUAUGAGCAAGAAAAGGCUAAAAUCUCCCUCCAGAAGAGACAGCUACAGUGACAGCAGCAGAAGUGGUGAUGAGGAGAUGAUGGAGUCAGCAGCCCAGGUGGGCCUUGGUUGGAGUUCUGCGCUGUACCAGAGCUCAGGGGAAGCUGAGGCACGGGCACAGAGUCAGUACGAGGCACACCCUGGUCAGAAGGACGCUGUUCGCACCAUCCUCUAUCCUGAUCAGGAGGCUCCCAGCAAGGCAGAGCUGGAGGACAGUGAUCUGCCUUUGGAUUUGCCAGUGAUCCCAACCUGUAGAACUGUACCUGAUGUUACGACAUCCAUGUUAAUAAAUGACUGUUAUGCUACUUCUGUCUCUGAGCUGACUUCACACCUGGGAGAAAUAGAUUCAUUACUCACCCAGCUGGACAAAAAUGCUGAAGAAUAUGAGCCAGAAGUAGAGCUCCAAGUGACUCUGACAAAGUCAGAAAAGGGCAGUCUGGGUUUUACAGUGACCAAAGGUAACGACAGUGUUGGCUGCUACGUUCAUGACAUCGUUCAGGAUCCUGCCAAAAGUGAUGGGAGACUACGGCCUGGAGACCGACUCAUAAAAGUUAAUGACAUUGAUGUCACUAACAUGAGCCAUACUGAUGCAGUCAACUUUCUGCGAGCUGCCCCAAGGACUGUCAGAUUAGUGCUAGGGCGAGUUCUGGAGUUACCAAAGAUGCCAGUGUUGCCUCAUUUGCUGCCUGACAUGACACUGAUGUGCCAUAAGGAGGAGCUAGGUUUGUCAUUAUCAGGAGGCCAUGACAGUGUUUAUCAAGUUGUGUACAUUAGUGACAUUCUCCCCAAAUCGGUUGCUGCCAGAGAGGAGAGUCUCCAUGUACUAGAUAUUAUCCAUUACAUUAAUGGAGUAAGCACACAAGGAAUGACUCUGAAAGAAGCCAAAAGAAUGCUUGAAACAUGCCUUCCAACAGUGGUGCUCAAAGUGACCAGAGAUGGUCAUGCAGUGUUCCCAAAAUCCAAAAGCCCUGAGAACUCAAGUCCAUGGCCAGUGAAAGCUAAUGGUUGUUCCUGUGGUGAUCCCUUUGAUAAAGCAGAGAAGUCAACUAAUGCUUAUGGGCCCAAGGUCAAUGGCAAUGGCAUCCUGGGACCUUCUGAGGGAAAUACAGAAAAUAAUGUCCAUCACACAAAAGCGCUAAUGAACCUCUCAGGAGCAGAAGAUGCACCUUCCCUUGGAUUUACCAAUCAGAUGUCAGAUUUUCCUAAACAUAUUGACAAAUCAGGAACAGAGGCUCCAGAUGAUGAGUAUUAUGAUGAGGAUGACCACAAUGAAAUUGUCCAGUAUCUGUUGGAUGUCGUAGACGAGGAAGCCCAGAAUCUCUUAAAUCAGAAUAAUGCGACUUCAGAGGCUCAAAGUCUUCUACAUCUCAAGAAGGCUGCAUCAGAAAAUCACCUGUCAGUAGAGAUGAAUGGAAGGGUGACAGAAGAUAAGUCUGAGGACACAGACUGUGAUGGGUCAUCUUUACCUGAAGAUUUUUCAGAGGCUACACAUGUAAAUGGUUGUGAAGACUAUUGUGAAGUAAAAGCUGUGCCAGAAAGAUCCCCUCCACAACCUUCCUUGAGCCAGGCAGAUGAGGAGGAGAUCACGUGGGGAAGCGAUGAGCUGCCAAUUGAAUCAGUCAGCCAGGAGCGUGUGAAUAAAGAUUUCCCCCUAGUGACAAAUGAAGAGAUCUCUGCACUCCCUACGGUGAAUGUGCUCCCUGGAGGCAAAUAUUCAGGAGCCAAAUUGAAGUCAGUGAUCAGGAUAUUGCGUGGAUUGCUGGAACAGGGAGUCCCUUCUAAAGAGAUUGAAAACCUUCAGGAGUUAAAACCUCUGGAUCAGUGUUUGGUUGGACAAGCGAAGGAGAACAGGAGAAAGAACAGAUAUAAAAACAUACUUCCUUAUGACACCACCAGAGUCCCUCUCGGGGUUGAAGGUGGAUACAUCAAUGCCAGCUUCAUUCGCAUGCCCGUGGGGAAUGAGGAGUUCGUUUACAUUGCAUGCCAAGGACCUCUUCCUACUACUGUAGCAGAUUUCUGGCAAAUGGUUUGGGAACAAAACUGUACUGUGAUUGCCAUGAUGACUCAGGAGGUCGAGGGAGAAAAGAUAAAGUGUCAGCGUUACUGGCCAGAUGUGCUCAAUAAAACCACCAUGAUAAAUGACAGACUACGCUUGGCUCUUGUGAGACUUCAGCAGCUGAAGGGCUUCAUCAUCAGAGUGCUGGAGCUCGAAGAGAUUCAGACAGGUGAAGUGCGGCACAUUUCCCACCUGAACUUCAUUGCCUGGCCUGACCACGACACCCCCUCGCAGCCAGACGAUCUGCUCACCUUCAUCUCUUACAUGCGGCAGGUCCACAAGGCAGGACCCAUCAUCACCCACUGCAGUGCAGGCAUCGGGAGGUCAGGCACCCUCAUCUGCAUAGACGUGGUCCUGGGGCUCAUCAGCAGAGACCUCGAUUUCGACAUCUCGGACCUGGUGCGCACCAUGCGUCUGCAGAGACACGGAAUGGUUCAGACAGAGGAUCAGUACAUUUUCUGCUAUCAAGUUGUCCUUUAUGUCCUGAACCAACUCCAGGAUGAAGAAAAACAGAGAGACAAAUAAAACACUGAAGAAGUGCAUUUAAAAUAAGGAAGCAAGGAGGUUGAGAGGCUUUGGAGCAUUUUAUUUGUCUUGCCAAUAGUUUUCUAAUCCCUUUCUUCAGUUGCUGUCCAAUGCCUUUUCUAUGAAGUCUUUCCAUCAUUCCAAAUAACGUAUAUAGUUUUAAGGGAAAGGGAUAGCUCAUACAAUACCACUGUUAUCUUCAGCCCCAUGGAUGCCCAUGUGAGAUUUUUGUAUAACAAUAUUUAAUAAAGCUGCAUUUUUUGUAGCUUCCUUAAUAUGUCAUAAAAUACAGAAAUAAAAAUAUUUUAAUUUAAAAAGAAAAGUAAUGAAGAAGAAAAAAAGUAAUUCUAUACUACUUCCUGCAGUUCUGCAACUGCUUUGGGGUAUUUGUUUCUUUCAGGCUGGGGAAGUGGGAGGGAUGAAGCAGUAUUUUUAUCUUGUAAACUUUAUUACAAAGACUUUUUACUAGUCUCUUUUGAAAGCUUGUUCAUGGCACAGAAUUUUUGCCCUUCUAGUACAAUUAGAGCUAUUUUAUAGAGGGUAUCUUGAAAUCAGCAUUAAAGCUUUAAGAGAUGCCUGUUAGCAUAAGGAUAGUAGUGAAUGUUAACUGUAUCACAGUUAAUGUUUACUUCAUAGAAUUUUAUGUAUAUAUUUAUAUACUUUUACACAAAAAAAAGGAUCUGAAUUAUUUGGUGUCUAACCUUAUAAUUGAUUAGGCAUCUCUACUCUGUAAAUAAAAAUAUACCUAAUGUACACUGA